Messenger RNA from Polyodon spathula (Mississippi paddlefish), 513 nucleotides. Its product is annotated as testicular haploid expressed gene protein-like. The coding region runs from base 1 to 513 and encodes 170 amino acids. NCBI's taxonomy places the organism in Eukaryota, Metazoa, Chordata, Actinopteri, Acipenseriformes, Polyodontidae. The record is from RefSeq and is a predicted model, not a curated record. The transcript has 4 exons. Gene Ontology annotation, biological process: spermatogenesis.
AUGUGGACAACGGUCCUCCUGUUCCUGCUGCAGGCUUGUGCUGCAUGCUCCCCCAUAUGGAGCGUGAGUGCAGCUGCUCUUAAAUCCAUGGCUACCAAAAGACUGGAGGAGCUAGCUCAGCCCAAACUGGAAUAUGAGAAACUGCAGGUGAGCGAGGCUGUGAAGAGUGCAGUCCCCAGCCCAUGCAUUCUCCAGCUGGCCCGGUCCAAGAGGCGAUACCCCACUGUGGCUCGUGAGUCUCUGAUCUGGAGUCCAGAGCAGGGAAUCAGCAUUGUCACUGAGGCAGCACGGAGCGCCGUCGCUACUCCCCGGCUCCAGGUCCUAGCAAGUAAGCCAUCCGCCAUGAAGGUCGUGGCUAGCAAUUGUGUCCACAUACUGGCCAAACCCAAAGUAAGGAAGGGAAUCUUCGAGGGCUACGACCCCUACUUAGUGACACAGACCGCCAAACAGGCCCAGGCGUCUUCAAGGGUCCUGGAGCUCUCCACGCCACUCCCACGGUAUAAGAAGAUCUAG